Salvia miltiorrhiza (redroot sage) is the source of this 1600-nucleotide messenger RNA. RefSeq names its product probable arabinosyltransferase ARAD1. The transcript is spliced from 3 exons. Bases 60 to 1484 code for a protein of 474 amino acids. The record is from RefSeq and is a predicted model, not a curated record. Gene Ontology annotation, molecular function: glycosyltransferase activity. Lineage: Eukaryota; Viridiplantae; Streptophyta; Magnoliopsida; Lamiales; Lamiaceae.
GAGAGUUACAAAUACAUCUUCACUCUCGAAAAACCUUACGAGACAUUUAUUUCACUCCAAUGGCACCACCCAGAACUCCACCCCUCUUCCUCACGCUCUCGCUCUCGCUCCUCUGCAUUCUCUCUCUAUUUUUCUUCUACCUCUACUCCACCACCACCGAUCGACCGCCGCAAAAUUCCAAAACCGCUCUCUCUGCCGCCCAAGAUCGCAUCAAAGUCUACAUCUCUCCCCUCCCCAGAUCCCUCAACUACGGCCUCCUACAAAAAUACUGGGCUCUAACCUCCGAUACAAGAAUCGGCAGCCAAGUAGACAACGAAAUCCGAAAGAAAAUCUCUCCCAAACAACCCGACACAUCCCUCCCGUACCCCGAAAACCCCAUUAUCAAACAGUACAGCGCGGAAUAUUGGAUCUUGGGGGAUUUAUUGACGCCUCAGGAGCUGAAAAGGGAGUCCUUUGCGGAAAGGGUUUCAGGAUAUGAGGAGGCGGAUGUGAUUUUCGUGCCUUUUUUCGCGACAUUGAGCGCUGAAUUGCAGCUGGUGGUUGAUAAAGGCGUGUUUAGGAAGAGGGUUGAGGAGAAUGGGGAUUAUGUGCGGCAGAGAAUGGUGCUUGAUUCGGUUAAGGAGACGGAAGCUUGGCGUAAAUCUGGGGGCAGAGAUCAUGUUUUUGUUCUUACAGACCCUGUUGCGAUGUGGCAUGUCAAAGACGAGAUAGCCCCUGCCAUCCUCCUCGUGGUGGACUUUGGUGGCUGGUACAGGCUCGACACAAAGACGUCCAAUGGCAGCUCAUCUGGCUUGAUGAUACAGCACACUCAAGUCUCUCUACUGAAAGAUGUCAUCGUACCAUACACCCAUCUACUUCCUAGGCUGCACCUAUCUGAAAAUCGGGAGAGGCACACCCUUCUUUACUUCAAGGGAGCAAAACACAGGCACCGGGGAGGUCUUGUUCGUGAGAAAUUAUGGGAUUUAUUGAUCAACGAGCCCGGGGUGAUUAUGGAAGAAGGCUUCCCUAAUGCCACCGGGAAGGAGCAGUCGAUUAAGGGAAUGAGGUCAUCGGAGUUCUGCUUACAUCCAGCAGGCGACACGCCCACUUCGUGCAGACUCUUUGAUGCUGUGCAGAGUCUCUGCAUACCGGUCAUAGUCAGCGACAACGUUGAACUCCCUUUUGAAGGGAUGGUGGAUUAUUCCGAAUUCUCUGUUUUUGUUGCAGUUACCGAUGCUUUAAGGCCCGAUUGGCUAGUGAGUCAUCUGAGAAGUUAUUCUAGUGAAGAGAAGGAUAAGUUUCGCAGAAACAUGGCUACGGUUCAAUCGAUCUUCCAAUAUGACAACGGCCGUCCGGGUGGCGUGGGCCCGAUACCUCGAGAAGGCGCUGUGAAUCACAUAUGGAGGAAGGUUCACCAAAAGCUACCCGUGAUCAGGGAAGCUAUCACGCGAGAGAGGAGAAAACCCAAGGGAGUUUCGGUUCCACUUCGUUGUCAUUGCAUUUGAUGUAUCAUAUUUUCCAUUUUAACUUUUUCGCCCUGCUCCAUUUUUGUAUUUUAGUGUUUUUCUUCAAUGAGUUUAUACCUUCUUGAAAAUAUCUAAAUCACAUGGCUUCAUGCUAA